Coregonus sp. 'balchen' is the source of this 436-nucleotide messenger RNA. NCBI's taxonomy places the organism in Eukaryota, Metazoa, Chordata, Actinopteri, Salmoniformes, Salmonidae. The record is from the annotation of a GenBank genome assembly.
AUGCUUUCCAUCAGAUCUUUGGACAAAAUUGUUUUGAUAAUUGUCCUCUGCAAUUUACACACAGAGGCGAGACCAAUGAGGUAGGUUGACCAACUUAACUGUCAAAAUGUAAUUUUGUGUAUUGCAUUUCAUACCAUGGUUUAUUUCUCAAUGGCAUUUCAUUGCUUUGUUGUAUCUUGUAUUCUAAGUCACCUCGAUCUAAUUGGGUUGCAAUGGUUAUUCUCUGGCCAACAGAAAGAGGUCCAUCAGUGAGGUCCAGCUCAUGCACAACGUGGGAGUACACAAGCAGGUCGGGGAGAGACAAGACUGGCUUCAGCUGAAGUUAAAGGAUAUAAUUGCAGCCUCACACGCCAAAGCACAACAACAUGGACAAUCAGGGAAGAUCCGGAGUCUGCUUCCUGAUGAUCUCACAGGACUGGGCCUGUAUACAAGUUAA